CGAUUUGAGAUUUCCCAAAUUUAAAGCGACACAUUCGCCGCAGCUUCCACCAGACCGUGAGCUAGUUGCCGGAAAAAUUAACGUAUAGAAACAAGGAUAUGGCAGGCGGCGGCGGGAAAGAAGGCGACUGGGAGUGCGGCGGAUGCCACAAUAGGAACUAUGCCUUCCGAUCCUUCUGCAAUCGUUGCAAGCAGCCGCGGCUUCUCGUCGACACCAAUACCCCUGCCGAUUCCAAGUGGCUUCCUCGGAUUGGCGACUGGAUCUGCACCGGUUGCACUAACAACAAUUAUGCAUCAAGAGAAAAGUGCAAAAAGUGUGGCCAACCUAAGGAGCUAGCAGCAAUGCCGGCAGUUGCAAUCCCCGGAGCUUCUGUCCCUACUCAUCCAACUUAUUUUGCCAGGGCCCGAGGAGGAAUGGAACAAAUGGUGAAUGUUGGAUCUAUCCAUCCAUCAAUCUCUUUGAACUCUGAUUGGUCCAUUGGAGGGGCCAAUCAAUAUGGAAACCAGCCUAGUGAUCUUUAUGGACUUCUGUCAGUAUCUAAUUGGCCCUUGGGGGGAGGCAGCAUAUCUGGACUAUCGUAUCCUAGCCAAGCAAAUCUACAUCCACCAGCUCCUAAUGGUAAUGGAUGGCGUAGUGGUGAUUGGAUGUGCACUUGUGGUUUCCACAAUUAUUCCUCACGUUUACAGUGCAAAAAGUGCAAUGCCCCUGCACCAAUAUCAGCACCUGCAUCUCUCGGCAGCCCUGUAACAGCUCAUGGAACAAAACGCCUGGCAUCUGAAGAAUUUGCUCACAACUUUGAUAAUAAGAGACUGAAUGCUGGACAAGCAUAUGGGCUCCAGCAACCAAAUUCAGGGCUUGACCCAUUCCAAAGUCGUGGUGGCAGUCAAGUGAACAGUAUGUACACUCCCAUGCACAGUGUUAAUACCCCAAUUCCUCCAAAUUGGCAAGUUAACCUUCAAGUAUCUCGCCUGGCACCAGCACCUGCACACGUUGGGAAAGGAGCAAAGCAAUGGCGUGAUGGGGAUUGGAUGUGUUCAAAUUGCAAUAAUCACAAUUAUGCCUCACGAGAACAAUGUAAUAGGUGCAAAAGCAUGAGAGAGGUGCCUGUUCAACCCGUAAGUGUUGCUUAGAGUCGUGAACCCCGAGAGCGUGUUGUGCUUCGUGUGAUUUCCCACCAAGGGAAUAAGAAGACUGCAGAUAUUUGCAGUGCGAUGUGUUUGUUUGCGGUGCGAUGUGUUUGUUUGGAAGUGUAUUGUAGAUUCAAUCAUGGUUGCCUGCCUGCGGCUGAUGGUAAUUUGCAGUAUUUGACGAACUAUGGAUAUUUUUUCCCUUUUCUUCGUCUUCUUUAAUAUUAUAGCAGAAGUGUUACCAAGUAUUAUUGUGUGGAAGUAUUUGUAUUCGAUUGAUAUUAAUGCAAAAAUAGUUGAAUCUCA
Molecule: messenger RNA, 1433 nt
Organism: Salvia hispanica
Lineage: Eukaryota; Viridiplantae; Streptophyta; Magnoliopsida; Lamiales; Lamiaceae
Product: zinc finger (Ran-binding) family protein
Cellular component (GO): cytoplasm
Molecular function (GO): mRNA binding
Source: RefSeq, a predicted model, not a curated record